CUUCGACCAUAGAUUCAGAAAACACGUCAUGUAUCGAUAGCAUUGGCAUUUACCGGCGUUCUCAACUUUUCACGUUUUCAUUUCAGGAUGGAUCGUCAUCAGCGCGUUGUCGCGCAAGUCGCGUCAAAAGUCAAAGACUACUUCACGCGCAAAGAGCCUUUCCGGAUAUCUCACGGCUCGACCAACAGCACGCGUCCAAAUCUUAAGAAGCAUGUCGUAGACAUCAGCGCUCUACGAAAUGUCAUCAGUGUUGACACGCAAAGCAAGACGGCGCUUGUUGAGCCAAAUGUGCCUAUGGAUCGCCUCGUAGAAGCUACGCUACCGCAUGGUCUUGUGCCACCCGUCGUGAUGGAGUUUCCUGGUAUCACUGUUGGUGGAGGUUAUGCGGGAACGGCAGGCGAGAGUAGCAGUUUCAAGUUCGGCUUCUUCGAUCGUACCAUCAAUGAGGUGGAGAUGGUCAUGGCUGAUGGUGAGGUGACCAAGGCUAGCGAAAAGAAAAAUGAAGACCUCUUCAGAGGAGCUGCUGGUGCCGUCGGUACCUUAGGCGUUACUACGCUGGUCGACUUGAAGCUCAUUGAGGCUAAGAAAUACGUCAAGACAACAUACUAUCCUACACGUAGCGUUGCUCAAGCUGUCAAAGAAGUCGAAGAUCAUACCCGAGGCGACAGGGGGGAGAAGAACGACUACGUCGAUGGAAUUUUAUUCAACAAAGAGCAUGGUGCUAUCGUUACAGGUGAGAUGACGGAUGAGCUUCCACCAAAUACCAAACCACAAACUUUCAGUAACCCCUGGGACCCAUGGUUCUACCUGCAUGUCGAAAACGCAACACGAGAUUCUACCAAGCCAGUCAUAGAGUACAUACCGUUGGCCGAGUACAUGUUCCGCUACGACCGUGGGGGCUUUUGGGUUGGUCGAUCCGCUUUCAGUUAUAUGCGCUUUCCCUUCAAUAAGUAUACUCGAUGGUUCCUCGACGACUUCCUUCAUACACGCAUGCUCUACCGAGCUCUCCAUGCAUCGGGCAUUGCAACACGCUACAUCGUUCAGGAUAUGGCCUUGCCCUAUCCGAAUGCCGAAAAGUUCAUCGACUACACCGAUAAGACGUUCAAUAUCUGGCCUCUAUGGCUCUGUCCUUUGAAGCAAAGCCCACAACCAACAAUGCAUCCCCAUACCAAAGGCAACCUAAAGUCAGACCAGAUGCUUAACAUUGGCCUCUGGGGUUUUGGUCCCAAAGACCCAACCACUUACCUUCACAAGAACCGCGCGCUAGAGAAGACGCUUGGCGAGAUGGGUGGUAUGAAGUGGCUAUAUGCGCAAACCUAUUAUAGCAAAGAUGAAUUCUGGGCACAGUUCGACCGCAAAUGGCAUCAGGGAUUGAGGAAGAAAUACAACGCAGAGAUGCUGCCAGAAGUGUAUGACAAAGUGCAUGUCGAUAUCGAAAAGUAUACGAACAUGGCGAAUAAGGAUCUAGGAUUAAAACUAAGGAGCAUCUGGCCAUUGGGCGGAUUUUGGGGUAUCUGGAAGGCCAUCCAAAGUAAAGACUACAUGAUUGCGAGAAACUCGACGUGGAGGUCGAGAAGCUAGAAGUGUGCUCUUCUUGAGGAGAAACAAAGGUCUAGAGGAAAGCAUAGCUAUAUGAUCUGAUACAACGGUGAUGAAGCGGCUUGCGCAACCGGCAAAAGUCGUGCGUACAAAACCUUCUGCCUACCUACAGCUUCCAUAAACCAUACUCUCUACACUCAGA
Messenger RNA from Alternaria alternata, 1741 nucleotides. RefSeq names its product FAD-binding domain-containing protein. Gene Ontology annotation, cellular component: membrane; cytoplasm. NCBI's taxonomy places the organism in Eukaryota, Fungi, Ascomycota, Dothideomycetes, Pleosporales, Pleosporaceae. Gene Ontology annotation, molecular function: FAD binding; Delta24(24-1) sterol reductase activity. The transcript has a single exon. The record is from RefSeq and is a predicted model, not a curated record. Bases 88 to 1581 code for a protein of 497 amino acids. Gene Ontology annotation, biological process: steroid metabolic process.